CACCACACACAUGGCCUGCUACGACCUCUGCCGCCCCUGCGGACCCACCCCGCUGGCCAACAGCUGCAACGAGCCCUGUGUCAGGCAGUGCGAGGACUCCCGCGUCGUCAUCCAGCCUCCCGCCGUGCUGGUCACCCUGCCAGGACCCAUCCUCACCUCCUUCCCCCAGAGCACCGCCGUUGGAUCCUCCUCAUCGGCUGCCGUGGGCAACGUCCUCAGCUCCCAGGGAGUGCCCAUCUCCUCUGGCGGAUUCGGCUAUGGCCUUGGCUACGGCCUUGGCUACGGCUUCGGAGGCCUGGGCUGCUACGGCAGUAGAAGAGGCUACAACAUCUGCUAA
Strigops habroptila (Kakapo) is the source of this 337-nucleotide messenger RNA. Its product is annotated as feather keratin 1-like. Gene Ontology annotation, molecular function: structural constituent of cytoskeleton. The transcript has a single exon. Gene Ontology annotation, cellular component: intermediate filament. Lineage: Eukaryota; Metazoa; Chordata; Aves; Psittaciformes; Psittacidae. Bases 11 to 337 code for a protein of 108 amino acids. The record is from RefSeq and is a predicted model, not a curated record.